AUGGAAGCUGCAGCAUUGGUGGAGUUCCGAAAUGUGGGCUGCAGUUACUUCCCUCAGAGCAGAGUGGACUGUCACUACACAAUAAGCUCAAAGCACAGCUGGGAUAGCAGUGACUGGGUUGGGCUUUUCAAGGUGGGAUGGUCAUCAGUGAAGGACUACCACACAUUUGUUUGGGCACUGGCACCUGCUGACUACGAAUCACAAACAGAGGUCAACUGUUGUGUUCAAUUUCAUGCAUCCUACCUUCCCAAGCCAAGUGGCCAAGAAUACGAAUUUGUCUACAUCAACGCUAAAGGGGAAGUUUGCUCCUGCAGCUCAAAAUUCACAUUCUCCGCCCCAAAACCCCUGGAGGAUUUAGUGACCCUUGAGGAGGAGCCACAUGGGGAGGAAGAGGGCACUGAUAUUCUGCUGGUCAUACCUCGAGCUGAAUUAUUGCAGAACCGACUGCAAGAAUGUUUGCGGGAGCGGGCUGAACUUCUGCAGAUGCAAGAGGCAGCAAAUGAGCAAAAGGAGAAGGAGAGGGAAGACUUCGACAGAGAGAGGGAUGCUUGGAGUGGACGUCACAGAAUGUUGGAAGGUUACAUCAGUAGCCUGAAUGAUGAGCUUCAGAGGAGCCAGGAAAAGAUGGUGGAGAUGGCGAGGAAGCAGAAGGAGGAAAUGGCUUUGGGGGAAUGUCUUGCACAAGAAAAAAGUGCUUUGUUGGAAGUUAGUGAGGCCAACAAAUUGCGAAUUCACCAACUGGAGGAGGAUAUCAAAACUCUGACACAGAAAGCUGUGGAACGAGAGAUAGAAUCGGAAAGGAUUAAGGAAAGAUCUCAAAGGACAGCGGCCAAGUGGAAAGAAGAGAAGAGUGACAAAAAGAUACUGCAGACCAAGCUGGAACAGACCGAGAGAGAUCUUCGAAGUCUGUCCAAAGAGUUUCAUGGCCUGAGGAAUUCCCUGGCCCAGAGAGACACCAGCGUGCUGCAACUCCAGAACACCAUCAGCACCCUCACCCAGAAACUCACCACAGCCCAGAAGAAAGAGGAGUUGAAUGAGAUAAUGCUGAAGGAGAUGAGGAGCCUCCAGGAGCGUCUGAAUGACAGCGAACGGGCCGUGGAGGGCCUUAAGAAUGACAUGAGCACAGUGGUCACCCAAAAUGACCGCGAACGGGCCGAACUGCAUCAGGCACGGCUUCAGGCCGCCCAGCUUACCUUGCAACUCGCAGAUUCCAGUCUGACCCUGAGAGAAGGCAGAGCACAAUGGGCUCAGGAGAAGCAGAACCUACUGUGUACCUUUGAGAAGGAGCACGAACAUCUGGAGAGCCUUACAGUCGAGAUGCAGACUUUGGAGGAAAAGCUCCAGGAGGAGAGGACGGAGAAAAAUAAGCUGGAGGUAGAACUUGGGAGGGAAAAGGAUUGCAACCGGGUGCUAGUGAGCGAAAUGUGCAGGGAGCUCCAAGAGAUGAAGACCGGCAUAAGGGUCGCCCAGAAAGAGAAGGAGUACCUGCUUUCUGAGAAAAAGGACUUGAUGGACUACAUCUGUCAGUUGGAGCAAAAGAUGGAAACAGCAGCCAGUGCCAAGUGGAGCGCUUCCCCCGCCGCUUCCACAGGACAUCCCGCUGACCCCUUGUCGGACGUGUCGGAGGACGACGACCCAGAAGCCCUGCAGUCACUCCGUUCGGACGGAGCCUCAGGAAACUACAGCCUGUCGCUCCUAACCACUCCCCCGCCCUCCCCGCGAGAGAUGGAGAGAAGCAUCGUGGUUAUCAGCCAGCCGGCUCCCCUCUCCUCACCGCGCCAGCGCAGACCCGCCUCGUUGGUACACAACUCUGAUUCGGAGGAAGAACCUAAUUCACUUAAAUGUGGAAGAAGGCACAGCUACACGGACAUUCCAAGAUGUGUACCAGGCCUUAGUCAAGGUGGGGUCGGGAGGGUUCUCCCCGGACUCCCUCCUCGCAGCUUCACCAGCUAUACCCCCCUCAGAGCCGACCUCAUCAUCCUCAUCUUCAUCCUCACGCCUCGCUGCUCCACUUGA
Molecule: messenger RNA, 2016 nt
Organism: Nerophis lumbriciformis (worm pipefish)
Lineage: Eukaryota; Metazoa; Chordata; Actinopteri; Syngnathiformes; Syngnathidae
Source: RefSeq, a predicted model, not a curated record